AUGGCCGAACUCUCUUCAGCCCCCGUGCUGUCAACGCCAGAAGACCACCUCUUCGAAGCCGCCGCGCAAGCCGAAACCAAGUCGACCCUCUCCCACGAUGCUCUCCGAACCACCUACGAGAUCCCGCGCACGGCGGCCGAGAUCCGGCAAGGCGGGUGGAAGAGAGUCGCGCUCCAGUUCCCAGACCACAUGCUCGUCGACGCCCCCAGAGUAGUGGAGGUGCUCAAGCAGGAAUUGGAAAGCACGAGCGCGGGCGAAAGCAGCACAGACGAGGGAACCAAGAGCUGGAGGAUAUGCAUUCUCGCGGACACGAGCUACAGCGCCUGCUGCGUUGACGAGAUUGCGGCCGAGCACGCGAAUGCAGACGUCGUGGUGCACUACGGGCGGACGUGUCUGAGUCCGACGAGCCGACUGCCGGUCAUUUACGUGUACACAUCGCAAGAGCUGGACCACGAUGCCGUCGUCGCGCAGUUUACAAAGGAGUUUGGCGACAAGGCCACAAAGGUCGUCAUCAUGGCAGACUUGACAUACCAGAACCACGUGGAACCGAUAGCGCACGCUCUCAGAGAACGGGGAUAUACCAACAUAGUAGCGACGGAAGUCAUCAGAGAUCCCGCGGGCGUAAUACCGAACAGGAGAAUAGCGGGAGACCCCAUAGACGAAGAGCUCCUCAAGUCGCAUUCCCUAUUCCACAUCUCCGAUCCUCCCGCAUCUCUUCUCCUCGCUCUCCAGUCCCGCUUCGCCUCUCUUCACGUCCUCUCCGUGCCGUCACCGUUAUCUCCCACCCUCGACAACCCGACAUUCCGAACAGCAGGGCUUUUGCGCCGACGCUUCGCUCGCGUUCUCACCCUUGCCUCGGCGGGCGUCGUUGGCAUUCUCGUCAACACGCUCUCGGUGUCAAAUUACCUCUCGUCAAUCGACUUGCUGCGAAAGAAGAUUGCGGAGGCUGGCAAGAAGAGCUACACAGUCGUCGUAGGCAAACUCAAUCCAGCCAAGCUGGCCAAUUUUGCCGAAAUAGAGGGCUGGGUGGUCGUCGGAUGCUGGGAAAGCGGGCUGAUCGAGGAGGAUGCUGGCUAUUGGCGCCCCGUCAUCACGCCCUUUGAGAUGGAGGUGGCCUUGAUGAAUGAGGAAGUAAGGGUAUGGGGCGGAGAAUGGUGGGGAGGUAUCGAGAAGCUGAAGCUUGAAGACGACAGUCCGAAGAAGGAAGAGAAAACUAAUAAAGACAAGGUGGACCGAGAUACGGUAGCGGAAGACGGUGCCGAGGAGGAUGCGGACGAUGACGAGUCUCUACCGCCGGUUUUCGACCUGAGAACGGGAAAGCUGGUCAGCCACAGCAGGCCUAUGCAGCUCGCGACCAGAAGCGCAUCCACGACGCAGAAGGCUAACGGCGAAGACGGGCCGCGGUCAUCCGAUGCGUUGGUCAAGAGAUCAGUGGGUGAACUGGCGACGAUCAAUGGCGUGGCCAGCCCGGGCGCAGAGUAUCUCCGAUCACAGAGGACAUGGCAGGGCCUCGGCAGCGACUUCAACGAGGAGGCCAGCACGGCGAUAGAGGAGGGGCGGAGCGGCAUAGCGAGAGGGUACCAUGUGGGCGAAGAGACGGGGAGGCAUUGA
Molecule: messenger RNA, 1611 nt
Organism: Trichoderma citrinoviride
Lineage: Eukaryota; Fungi; Ascomycota; Sordariomycetes; Hypocreales; Hypocreaceae
Product: diphthamide biosynthesis protein
Exons: 1
Coding region: 1-1611 (536 amino acids)
Biological process (GO): protein histidyl modification to diphthamide
Molecular function (GO): 2-(3-amino-3-carboxypropyl)histidine synthase activity
Source: RefSeq, a predicted model, not a curated record